AUGCACCGACUUCUCAGCCUCUCAGCAUGGCUCAGCGCUGCCCUGGCGCUCCCAGCGCAGUCCAUCUACGAAGCACGCAACAUUUCCCAACCUUUAUUUGAGUCUCUGGAAGAACUCGCCCGCGUUGUGGACAUAUCCUACUGUGUCGGAACUUCCGGUAUACAGGAACCCUUCAGUUGUCUAAGCAGAUGCGAUGAAUUUGAGGGUUUUGAACUAGUCACUACUUGGAACACUGGCCCUCUACUGUCCGACUCCAGCGGCUAUAUUGCUGUCUCGCACGAUCCUCACCCUAAACGAGUCAUUGUCGCAUUCCGCGGCACAUACUCGAUCGCGAAUACUAUCGCAGAUCUCUCUACCACACCUGCCGAUUACGCGCCCUUCCCUUCCGAUCACGAAAACGACUCUGUUUGUACGCAACAACAGCCGGUAUCUCGCCCUGAGAACUCUCAAGAGCCUCUCCUUCCACAGCUUGUCAAACAAACGAAGCGCUCUAACCCCGUGCCCGAUUGCAAGAACUGCACCGUUCACUCUGGCUUCCUGACCUCCUGGCGCAAUACCCGCUGCAUCAUUGUGCCGCACGUUGAGGCCGCACUCCGCGACCACCCGGACUACCAGCUGACGCUUGUUGGCCAUUCACUGGGUGGUGCAGUCGCUGCACUGGCUAGCCUGGAAUUUCUUGCCCGAGGCUGGGAGCCAUAUGUCACGACCUUUGGGGAACCACGUAUCGGAAACAGAGCGUUCAACAAAUUCCUCGACGAACGCUUCAACCUGGGCGCUGAACAUGUUGAGGAUGCUCGGUUCAGGCGUGUCACGCAUGUGGAUGAUCCCGUACCCUUGCUACCACUAGAAGAGUGGGGUUAUAGGAUGCACGCUGGUGAGAUCUUCAUCGGGAAGGCGGGUUUGCCGCCUGCGCCUGAGGAUCUCAAGUUCUGCGACGGUGAUCAAGACAUCAAUUGUAUUGCGGGGGGCGUCGAGACGAGCGCAGACGUGGACCUUGAUCACGAUGCUGAGAUCCAAGAUCAAGAUAGCUCUCGCGUGAAGGCUCUAUGGGGCAUCGGAAAGAGGUACAGGCUCUGGCAGCUGUUCUUCGCGCACAGGGAUUACUUCUGGCGCCUAGGUUUAUGUGUGCCAGGUGGAGAUCCGUGGGAUUGGAAUCGGGAGAAGUAUGGGCAGGGACCCCCCGACGAUGAGCUAUGA
Cyphellophora europaea CBS 101466 is the source of this 1197-nucleotide messenger RNA. RefSeq lists its product as uncharacterized. Gene Ontology annotation, biological process: lipid metabolic process. Lineage: Eukaryota; Fungi; Ascomycota; Eurotiomycetes; Chaetothyriales; Cyphellophoraceae. The transcript has 2 exons. The record is from RefSeq and is a predicted model, not a curated record. Bases 1 to 1197 code for a protein of 398 amino acids.